CGCUCGUUCACUCGUCCACUUCCUGUGAGGAACAGACGCAGGAACAACAGCUGAGAGACGCCUGAGCGAACCCUUGAGCACGGCCGAGACACAAGUUCUUCCUGCUGGUUGCUUCUCUCCGUGAGCUGCAGGUCACCUGGCGGCAAAUACAGGACUGAAACUUCAUCAAUAUAUGAAAAAGAAUCAAUAAAUCAUUCUGAAACGUUUAUAAGUUGAUUACCAACCCAUUCUUUACCCAGAGGAGGAUGAGAUGAGACGAGACGAGACGAGACGAGACGGAAAAGAUCUGUUUCUUCACGCAGGAACACUGACAGAGUUUCUCACCUCAGGAUGAUCUCAGGUAUUGUCAAAGCUGUCGUUCUUCUUCUUCUUGUGAGCAGCGUCUCGUCAUCCUGCAGCUGCUCGAGGUCUCCAUCAUUAGGUCUGAGCGUGAACUGCAGCUCACAAGAUCUCUACCAUAUUCCUGAUUUCCCAUCAAACACCACUGAGCUCUAUCUGCAGCACAACCGACUGGCCACGGUUCCUCCAGGGUUCUUUGACAAGUUCUCAAAGCUCCGUGUGGUGGAUCUGUCAGAGAAUCCUUUCCACUGCAGCUGUGAUGUUCAGUACCUGAGAUCCUGGCUGCUGAGGAACCGAGACCUGACGGCCGGAAGUCCACCGACGUGUUCUUCUCCGGUGUCUCGAGCGCACAGAGCCAUCAUUAGCCUGGGAGAGACCGAGUUCUCAUCAUGCAUGAAGAAGAGCUGUUCAGGUACAGUUUCUAACCUGGUGUUAGUGUUCCUACUGUGUGGAGUUCUGGGACUGUUGGUGUGGAGCCUCUGUCUGGCCAAAGGGCUGGGGGUCACUCUGGGCAUCGGAGAGAAACACGGGAGCUUCCAUACCGAAUCUCUGCGCUCGCUCAAACCCAAACACAGAGCCACGGUCAAGUACUUAUCACAGUGGAGUGAGGAUCUGGAGACACCUCUCCUCAACAUGGACAUCCUCCCACAGAUCCUCGACACGCUCCACAAACAUCACAAUAUCAAGAUCAAAGACUCCUGAACCAGAACUUCUCAUUCUGCUCACCUUUAACUGAGAUUUCUGUGUUGCUCCGUGGAGCAAAAUUGUUUUUUAAAGAAUUACUUUUUAAAAUGUAGAGAAAAAAAAAUUAGUAAAAAAGAAAAAACUGCAGUUUGGAGAAAACUUAAUGUUUUAUCCAGAUUUUUUAAUUUUCUGAAACUAAACACAUGAAUACAUUUUUAACAUCACAAUUACUCCUGUUUCUCAUUUCUUUUUUUAUUAAAUUAUAAAUAAAAUUUGUGAAAUGGGACUUUAUUUUUUUGGUCCGGAUUUAAUAAAAAAAAAAAACAAAGUCUAAUUAUUAAUGCUAAUGAUAAAAUUCAAUCUUUUCUUUUGAACACUUUAACAUUUUGUUUUUUGUGUAAAAUUUUUCAUAAUUUUAACAUUUGAUUAUUUUAUUAUGAAUUAUUUAAAGCUUCAGGUGAAAUGUUGCUGAUUAUAACUUUAAAAAUUUUUUUUAUUUUUAUAUUUUUUUACAAUUACAAUUUUCGUGCAAAUGUUUGUAUCACUGUGUUUAUGGAAUUAUUGAAAAAAAAAAGUAAAUGCUCCCCAGGAUUAUAUUUAUUUCUCCCAAUAAUUGAUUGAAAUUUUAUUGUUGAGUAAAUUCUUUAGAGAUUUUGCAGAAUUUAACCUUCAACAAAUAAAAAGAAUCUGAGUUUA
Molecule: messenger RNA, 1719 nt
Organism: Silurus meridionalis
Lineage: Eukaryota; Metazoa; Chordata; Actinopteri; Siluriformes; Siluridae
Gene: gp9
Product: glycoprotein IX (platelet)
Exons: 2
Coding region: 331-1041 (236 amino acids)
Source: RefSeq, a predicted model, not a curated record